CGGGCGCUGCUCUGGGAGUGGAGUCAGAGUCGGGGCCAAGGCGGGGGUGGGGCGGUGGGCUCCCGGCCGGGUUGCGGGCGCCACGCGCCCCCUGUGUGCCAGGUGUGAAGCAGGGUAUGGAAGCAUCCCACCUGCGAGACUGAGGCUGGCGGCGGCUGCGGCCCCGGGACCUGGGAAAGCUGUCUGGCUGGGAGGCAGGGCAGGUUUCUCUGGCCUGAAGAAGCUCAGCAAAUGUGGUUGUCCUGUGCCCAGCCCACGUGUGAGCGAGCAGCUGCGGGUAGCGGUGGUGGAGGCUAGGUCCUCCCGUGAGCAUCUAACUUGCCCCCGGUUCCUGUGGCUCCGCAGAAUUGAUGUUGUCGUCCUGUUAUUCCCAUUUGAAAGUUGACUUGUCCAAGUAGUAGCAGACCUGGGAUUCCAAAGUCCCAAGCACCGAACUCUGUGCGUUUCUGGGGUACCACUGGCACCGAGAGCCAGUCCACAGACCUGUGCCUCACUGACUGUUCCGGGUCGUCUGAGGAAUCUUUUAAAAUACAUAUUCUUGAACUCUAUCCCUGCAGGCUCUCUAUUCCCCUCUGUUACAGAGCCCUGAGAAUGCAGCCUGCUCACAAGGUGCCUGCUUUGCCCACAGGCUAAGUACCUGGCCCAGAUCAUUGUGAUGGGGGUGCAGGUGGUGGGCAGGGCCUUUGCCCGGGCCUUGCGGCAGGAAUUUGCAGCCAGCCGGGCAGCAGCUGAUGCCCGGGGACGUGCUGGACACCAGUCUGCAGCUGCGUCCAACCUCUCUGGCCUCAGUCUUCAGGAGGCACAGCAGAUUCUCAACAUCUCCAAGCUGAGCCCUGAGGAGGUACAGAAGAACUAUGAACACUUGUUUAAGGUGAAUGACAAAUCUGUGGGUGGCUCCUUCUACUUGCAGUCAAAGGUGGUCCGUGCAAAGGAGCGCCUGGAUGAGGAGCUCAGAAUCCAGGCCCAGGAAGACAGAGAGAAAGGGCAGAAGCCCAGAACGUGACUACUCGGCUCUCCCCACCUCACCCUGCCACCUCUAAUUUAUAGCUUGGUAAUAAACGUCUGUUCCGCA
Molecule: messenger RNA, 1072 nt
Organism: Otolemur garnettii (small-eared galago)
Lineage: Eukaryota; Metazoa; Chordata; Mammalia; Primates; Galagidae
Gene: PAM16
Product: presequence translocase associated motor 16
Exons: 5
Coding region: 656-1003 (115 amino acids)
Biological process (GO): protein import into mitochondrial matrix
Cellular component (GO): TIM23 mitochondrial import inner membrane translocase complex
Source: RefSeq, a predicted model, not a curated record